Anopheles maculipalpis is the source of this 705-nucleotide messenger RNA. RefSeq names its product peptidyl-prolyl cis-trans isomerase-like. Lineage: Eukaryota; Metazoa; Arthropoda; Insecta; Diptera; Culicidae. Bases 31 to 684 code for a protein of 217 amino acids. The record is from RefSeq and is a predicted model, not a curated record. Gene Ontology annotation, biological process: protein peptidyl-prolyl isomerization; protein folding. Gene Ontology annotation, cellular component: intracellular membrane-bounded organelle. Gene Ontology annotation, molecular function: peptidyl-prolyl cis-trans isomerase activity. The transcript is spliced from 2 exons.
AAACGCAUUCGACGGUUUCCGCUUUGCGAGAUGUUGCUCACUCGUGCUUUAACCGCCAUCGUCUCCACGAAGUGCUGCAGCAGCAAUCAAGCGUUCCAACUUGGUGUCGCCUCGAAGUGGUCCUGUACUGCAGCUAUCAAUAAUAGUAGUGUGCAAUUUCUGCCGCAAACGCGUACCUUUGCCAAGAAAAUGACUUUGCCGCGUUGCUUUUUCGACAUGAGCGUGGGCAACCAGCCGGUUGGCCGGAUCGUUAUCGAGCUGCGUCCGGAUGUCGUCCCAAAGACGAGCGAAAACUUCCGCUGUCUGUGCACCGGCGAGAAGGGUUUCGGCUACAAGGGUUCGACCUUCCACCGUGUGAUCCCGAACUUCAUGUGCCAGGGUGGCGACUUCCAGAACCACAACGGUACCGGUGGUAAAUCCAUCUACGGCAACAAGUUCGAGGACGAAAACUUCAUCCUUAAGCACACCGGUCCGGGCAUCCUGUCGAUGGCGAACGCCGGCCCGAACACGAACGGUUCCCAGUUCUUCAUCACCACCGUGAAGACGGCCUGGUUGAACGAUCGUCACGUUGUGUUUGGCAGCGUCGUCGAGGGUAUGGACGUGGUGCGAAAGAUCGAGUCCGUCGGCUGCCACUCGGGCAAACCGUCGAAGCAGAUCGUUGUGGAGAACUGUGGUCAGCUAUAAAUCCAGUUUCUAUUACGUUUG